AUGCCUACAUCUCGCAGUGAUUUCAAGAUCUGGGAGCCGCAGCAGGUGCGCUGGGGCGAUAUGGAUGCCUUUGGGCACGUCAACAACACCACCUAUUUCACCUAUUGCGAGUCGGCGCGGAUGCGGUAUUUCCGCGAGGCCGGGCUCGGUGAGCUGCGCGCCGCACCGUCGGUCGGGCCGGCGGUGGUCAGCGCCACCUGCAACUUUCUGCAGCAACUUCAUGCCCCUGGCGAUCUAGAGGUCGGGGUGGGAGUCAGUCGCAUCGGCAGCUCGAGCUUUACUCUCGACUACGGCAUCUUCCGGCGCGACGGCGAGCAGCCAGUGGCCGAUGCCAGCUCAGUGGUGGUGUGGGUCGACUACGCGGCGGGCCACUCGGUGACGUUGCCGUCCGAGCUCCGCCAACGCAUCUUCGAGAUCGACGGCGUCGUCUGA
Molecule: messenger RNA, 432 nt
Organism: Nerophis lumbriciformis (worm pipefish)
Lineage: Eukaryota; Metazoa; Chordata; Actinopteri; Syngnathiformes; Syngnathidae
Source: RefSeq, a predicted model, not a curated record